AUGUCGUUAUCACCAUCAUUUAUAAGAUUUCUAACAGAAAGACGAUCCAGACGUAGUGAUCCUUGCGUUAAAGUAUUAAUUUGGUGUUCAUGUUUUUUUGGUUUAUGUGGACUUGUGUUUGGAAUCAAUGAAUACCAUCAAUCAAAUACAUAUGUCGAACGUUAUUGUCAGAUUAAAUCCAAUGAAGUCGUAGGUCCUUUGAAAAAAAGUCGAUGGAAACCAGCAUGGAAUAUUACCAUUUUAGAUGAAGGAAAUGAUCGAAUAGAAUCGAGUUCUACAUAUUCUCUAAAAUGGUGGGCUACAAGUAUUGCACAAGCGAAAAAAUUAAAUCAAAUCUAUCGAUGUUAUCGACAUCAUAAUUAUCCUUCCCCUGGAACAUGGUCUUGGCAAUGGAAUAAACCUUCGAAAUUAAAAGCAUAUAGUUUUCUUUUUGCUUUUUCUGUUUUUUUUAUUGUGGGAAGUGUACUUUUUAUACUUAGAAAAUAUUAUCAACAUCAAGAAAGACGAAGACAAUAA
Messenger RNA from Adineta steineri, 516 nucleotides. Lineage: Eukaryota; Metazoa; Rotifera; Eurotatoria; Adinetida; Adinetidae. The record is from the annotation of a GenBank genome assembly.